Molecule: messenger RNA, 647 nt
Organism: Symbiodinium sp. CCMP2456
Lineage: Eukaryota; Dinophyceae; Suessiales; Symbiodiniaceae
Source: the annotation of a GenBank genome assembly
AUGGCUCCUCGUGCCGAUAGGCGGUCCAGGGUCCUCUCUGAGGCCGAGAUCCAAGAGCUGGAUCUCACGACCCUUCGACCAGAUGGGUGGACAUGGAACGUCAAGAUCCUGUCGGAGGGGUACCCGAUUGGCCGCACGUUCACGGUGGCGCGUGACCGCGUAGAACAGCUCGCAGACGAGCUCGGCGCGAUCUCCACAGACGACGCAGAUGGCCUUCAGGCUGCAGAUUUGCCGGACUCGGCUGCCUUGCCACAUGCUGAACCUGGGCAAGCUGAGGAGAUGGAGACCGUCUUGGUCGAGACCGAGCCCACCACAAGGUCUGAGGAAGCAGCCCCGGUCCCGACCCUGGACAGAGAGAUUGAGGCCGACCCCGAAAGCACCGGCGGGCUCCACCUCGGCAUCCGCGCAGGCAACUUCUGGCUUGGCUCAGGUUCCGGCCUCCAUGGACUCCCCGGCUACGCACAGAGCUCCCGAGAGCCCUGCUACGAGUCCUACCAGUUCGCACCGGAUGCAGCAGCGGCCGAAGGCCGACAGGUUCGACCAGAACGAGGCUCCGUCAAGCAGCGGGCAGCAAAGGGCCAAGCAGUGGGUGAAUCCGCGACGGCCGCCGGCUGGAAGAUCGCGGUCGCCUCCCUCCAGGCCAAAAG